This is a messenger RNA of Saccharomyces mikatae IFO 1815, 1683 nucleotides long. RefSeq names its product CCR4-NOT core subunit NOT5 (gene NOT5). The coding region runs from base 1 to 1683 and encodes 560 amino acids. Gene Ontology annotation, biological process: regulation of DNA-templated transcription; nuclear-transcribed mRNA poly(A) tail shortening. The transcript has a single exon. The record is from RefSeq and is a predicted model, not a curated record. Gene Ontology annotation, cellular component: P-body; CCR4-NOT core complex; nucleus. NCBI's taxonomy places the organism in Eukaryota, Fungi, Ascomycota, Saccharomycetes, Saccharomycetales, Saccharomycetaceae.
AUGUCUCAAAGGAAGCUACAACAAGACAUUGAUAAGCUUUUGAAGAAAGUGAAAGAAGGAAUUGAAGACUUUGACGACAUAUACGAAAAGUUCCAAUCAACAGAUCCUUCCAAUUCAUCACACAGAGAAAAGCUGGAGUCUGACUUAAAGAGAGAAAUCAAAAAGCUGCAAAAACAUAGAGACCAAAUAAAAACAUGGCUCAGUAAAGAGGAUGUGAAGGAUAAACAGAAUGUUCUGAUGACUAACAGAAGAUUGAUUGAAAAUGGCAUGGAAAGAUUCAAGUCUGUUGAGAAAUUAAUGAAGACAAAACAGUUUUCAAAGGAAGCUUUAACAAACCCAGAUAUAAUUAAGGAUCCUAAAGAACUCAAAAAGAGGGAUCAAGUCUUAUUUAUUCACGACUGCUUAGAUGAACUACAAAAGCAAUUAGAACAAUUUGAGGCUCAAGAGAAUGGGGAGCAAACAGAAAGACACGAAUUUCACAUUGCUAACUUGGAGAACAUCUUGAAGAAACUCCAAAAUAACGAAAUGGAUCCAGAACCAGUGGAAGAGUUCCAAGAUGAUAUAAAGUAUUAUGUUGAAAAUAACGAUGAUCCCGAUUUUAUUGAAUACGAUACAAUUUACGAGGAUAUGGGUUGCGAAAUACAACCUUCGUCGAGUAACAAUGAGGCUCCAAAAGAAGUAAACAAUCAAUCUUCUAUAUCUAGCACUCGUGCAUCAAAAAAGCAAGAACGUUCUCCGAAGAAGAAGGCUCCACAGAAAGAUGCUUCUAUAACAGACAGGGCGGCGACUCCAGUGGCACCAAUUGUAGAGUCAGGUUCGCAAUCUAUAUCUUCCACGCCAACACCUGUGUCAGCUAAUACACCAUUGCACACAGCCAAAGAUGAUGCAACAAAGCACGAUAAUUCUGCUCUUAGUACGCCGGCUACCAAUAUACCAAUGAAAAAGAAGGAAUCAGAAAGCGAUUCAGAGCAACAACUAAAUUUUCCACCGGAUAGAACAGAGGAAAUCCAAAAAACUAUCCAGCACGAUAUAGAAACAAAUGCAGCCUUUCAAAAUCCUCUAUUUAACGACGAGUUGAAAUAUUGGUUGGACUCAAAAAGGUACUUGAUGCAACCUCUUCAAGAAAUGUCACGAAAGAUGGUAUCGCAGUUAGAAUCCUCACUGUUGAAUUGUCCGGAUUCUUUGGAUGCUGAUUCACCAUGUCUUUAUACCAAACCAUUAUCUUUACCUCACCCAACGUCAAUUUUUUUUCCCAAUGAACCCAUUCGAUUUGUUUAUCCGUACGAUGUACCUCUAAAUCCAGCAAAUAAUGAAAAUGGUACCAACGAUAAGUUUGGUAAAGAUGGUAAAGCAAAUUCCAGAAAGCAUGACGAUAUUUAUUCUAGGACUUCAUUGGCGAGAAUAUUUAUGAAAUUCGACCUUGAUACUUUAUUUUUCAUAUUCUAUCAUUACCAAGGUUCGUAUGAACAGUUUUUAGCCGCUAGAGAACUUUACAAAAAUAGAAAUUGGCUAUUCAAUAAAGUAGAUCGUUGUUGGUAUUAUAAAGAAAUUGAAAAGCUGCCACCGGGAAUGGGCAAAUCAGAAGAAGAAUCAUGGAGAUAUUUCGAUUAUAAGAAAAGUUGGCUAGCAAGACGUUGCGGUAACGACUUUGUAUACGAUGAAGAAGAUUUUGAGAAACUGUAA